Molecule: messenger RNA, 336 nt
Organism: Peronospora matthiolae
Lineage: Eukaryota; Oomycota; Peronosporomycetes; Peronosporales; Peronosporaceae
Source: the annotation of a GenBank genome assembly
AUGGUAGAGUUCGCCAUCAACAACUCGGUGCAUGCGUCCACGACACAUACACCGUUUUACGUGAAUGGCUUGCGCCAUCCGCGUGUACCCACCUUACUAGAGUGUGACUCUGGUUUAAGGGGGGGAGGGACUCGCGCGAGCAAAAACCGAUUUGGUUCACGCUCAUCACGCUAUGACGAAGAAGUCAUUGCGUUUGAUGCCGAUAUCGAUAACAUCGAUAUCGAAGAAUAUGAUGCCAGUGAGGGUGCGGAAGCCCUCACUGAAGAAGAUGAUGCCAGUGAGAGUGCGGAAGCCCUCACUGAAGAAAAGGUUGAUGUUGCUGCAGUGCGCUCAUAG